Messenger RNA from Orcinus orca (killer whale), 12458 nucleotides. It is a transcript of the gene DOCK5, whose product is annotated as dedicator of cytokinesis 5. The transcript has 48 exons. Gene Ontology annotation, biological process: small GTPase-mediated signal transduction; cell migration. Lineage: Eukaryota; Metazoa; Chordata; Mammalia; Artiodactyla; Delphinidae. The record is from RefSeq and is a predicted model, not a curated record. Gene Ontology annotation, cellular component: plasma membrane; cytoplasm. The coding region runs from base 2954 to 8206 and encodes 1750 amino acids. Gene Ontology annotation, molecular function: small GTPase binding; guanyl-nucleotide exchange factor activity; GTPase activator activity.
AAAUAAAUUUAUUUAUUUAAUUUAUUUAUUUUUGACUGCACUGGGUCUUUGUUGCUGCGCGCGAGCUUUCUCUAGUUGCGGCGAGAGGGGGCUGUUCUUCAUUGUGGUGCGCGGGCUUCUCAUUGCGGUGGCUUCUCUUGCUGCGGAGCAUGGGUUCUAGGCACACGGGCUUCGGUAGUUGUGGCGCAUGGGCUCAGUAGUUGUGGUGAGCGGACUCAGUAGCUGUGGCUCACGGGCUCUAGAGCGCAGGCUCAGUAGUUGUGGCACAUGGGCUGAGUUGCUCUGCAAGCGGCAUGUGAGAUCUUCCCGGACCAGGGCUCAUACCCGUGUCCCCUGCAUUGGCAGGCAGAUUCUUAACCACUGCGCCACCAGGGAGGCCACACAAGCAUUUCUUUUGGUGUUUGCUUUCUGAUUCUGUGUGUAAGUUCCUUCAGUCUGUGUAAAGAUGAAUACAGGUUUUCCUAAUCUACAUCAGGACUUUUAUCUCUCACGCAUUUUCUCCCACAGAUUAUGAAACCAGGCAUUAUGUUUGGUGUCUUUAAAGACAUCUUAGAGCCUCCGCCUUUCUCUACAACACAUUUCUUAGUUCUCUUCUUAUCAGUCUCAGUUCAUGAGAAAUUUAGGAGGUAGGUACAGAGUCCUAAGUGAGAAGAAAAUACAAUCCACUAACCAGGUUAAACCCAGCCAUGUAGACACAGGUAAUUAUUCUAGAAGGGAAAGAUAUUUGUAUAGCUGUGAUUUCUUUUUAGCAGUCAUACCAUAACCUUGUGAAAUUACCAUAAAUAUGUUUUAAAGUGGGGAUGUGGCGGCCAUGCCAAGGAGAGAGGAACCCACCCAUCCAGAGUAGAAAGAAGAAAUGGUAAUUCCCGCACGUUCCUUUUUUCCUCUUUGUUAUAUUAGUAUUAUUUAUGAAUUUAUUAUCUUUCCUGUAUGCUUUGGAGAAGAAGCAAGCUAUAGGGGACAGACAGGGGACUAGAAAUUAGGAAGCAUGGUUUCUCAUCCAGGCCCUGCCCUAACUGACUCUGAUUUUGGACGAAGUGCUUGAAGUCUCCAAGUGUCUGCUGGAUUGUACCCAUCUGUGAAAAUGAUGCAAAAUCUGCCUUGUUUACUCCAUAGCGUUGUGAGGGUAUAAAAAGAAAUCAUCUGGGACAUCCAGAAGGACCUAAAGGACCUGUGACAUCUGGCCGCUAGGCUGUAGAAACUUAAAACUGCAGUGUGAUUAACCACGAGCCUUUAGUUUUCAUCCCUGUACAUGGAGCACAGUCUGCUCUUAUCUUCCUAAGUAUGUGAAUCUGGGCUCCCAGAAUCAAAGCCCAAGCUUGGUUUAAUGCUUGCAAGAUGAGUCCUUGAACAAAUAAAAUUAACUAUCGUAGUAUAAAAAAAAAAAAAAAAAAAAAGAAAUCAUCGCGCAGGCAGACCAUCAAGGACUCGGCAAACGUGAACAUGAGAGUCUUGAUGUCUUAGCUGGAAACAGUCGCCGCCCUGGACGUCCGUCCUCCCUCGGGGCAGCCUGGCUCGCUGUCGCUCUGGCCAGACUGGGAGACUCUGAAGCUCCCUCCCUGUCCCCUCUUAUCCAAGGUCACUUCCUUUGUCUUGUGUGUGGUCUUAGGCGGAGCAGCCUUGAGCAGUCACUGGCUAGUCUAUGUGUUUCUCCCCAUAGAUAGUGAGCCUCCUUAGCUUAGGUUCCAGUCCAAGAGACAGGGAUCAUUCCAGAAAGGAAAAGGGAAGCACGCAGAUGCUGCAUGCAAAUGCACCGCAGUUUCUGACGAGCUUUGCCUGCGCUGCUGAUCCUGCAUUGGAACCUAUUUACCGGGCAUUUUCAGUGCUUGAUCAGGAAAGGAGGGAACACUGUGAAGGAGGACGUGGUUGCCUGGUGAAAUGGCAAAACUGGGGGCAUUGGGGUCAGACAGGCGGCUGGUUCUUAAAUUCUGACUUGCUGGGAAUUCCCUGGCAGUCCAGAGAUUAGGACUCCACGCUUUUACUGCUGAGGGCCCAGGUUCAAUCCCUGGUCGGGGAACUAAGAUCCCAUAGGCUGCGCCGUGUGGCCAAAAAAAAAAAAAAAAUUCUCACUUGCUCCUUUACUUGGUAUGCGCUUUUAUAUUCAGAAAAAAAUAACAAACCCAGUCAUAGUUAGUGCAAACAAACCCAAACAGAAAGAACACAGAUUCUGCAGGCAGGGAUUUUGGUUCAGGAUGUGCCACUAGAGGAUUUUACAGCCCACACAAGUCCUUUGACCUCCUGAGUUUUCCUUUCCUGGGCUUCAGUGGUAAUUGUAUAUUACACAUGCCUUGCAGAUUUGCUGUAGAAUUCAAUAAGAUAAUCUGUGUCACAUUCCUGGGACAGUGCCUGUACAUUGUCAAAAUGUGACAGCCCCUGACUCUCCCCUUGCUACAUUGCUUCAGGGAAGAGCUGAUUCAUGUUGAAAAGUGUUAGGAGAACUAGAUCCACAUGGAAUUUUGCCCUGAGCUAGUUUAAGGGUGUGCCUGCUACCUACCCGGUGGGCUCCCUUCCAGCCCUAGAGUCACUGAGCUACGCUAGGUGGAUAGUUUUAAAGUAUUCCAUUCAUUCUUUCCUGCUGCCUCUCAGGAUCUUGCGGGUUUCCCCAGCCGUGAAAAGUAGAUCCAGUGAGCUGAACUUGGCUUCUUUUCCUUCUUCCCUGCCAUGUGAGUUGCCUCAGCUAGAAGGGGGAACCCCUAUGCAUUGAUUUCUACACGAUGGUUGGAUGUCAUAUCUAAGUUUACCUUUCCAGUGACAACCCAGUUAUACUUUUUGAAUAUGCACAGAUCUGCACCCCACAUCAUACUUAUCCUAUUUUCUCAACUAAAACUCAGGUCUUGAAAACUGACAAGUUGGAGUAUAUUUGUGGGGACGUCGGGACAAGACUUUUUGGAAGAGGAGCUGUCCCAGGAAUUCUGAGAACAACAAGGUCACGCUCUUCCGCCAGCUGCAGCAGAUGACGUACAGCCUGAUCGAGUGGCGGUCCCAGAUCCUGUCUGGAACCCUCCCCAAGGACGAACUGGCAGAGCUCAAGAUGAAGGUCACAGCCAAAAUUGAUCACGGGAACAGAAUGCUGGGGUUGGAUCUGGUCGUGCGGGACGACAACGGGAACAUCUUGGACCCCGAUGAAACCAGCACCAUCGCCCUCUUCAAGGCCCAUGAAGUGGCCUCGAAGAGGAUUGAGGAAAAGAUUCAAGAAGAGAAGUCAAUCCUGCAGAAUCUGGACUUGCGGGGCCAGUCCAUCUUCAGUGCCGUGCAUACCUACGGCCUCUAUGUGAACUUCAAGAACUUUGUCUGCAACAUUGGGGAAGACGCAGAGUUGUUCAUGGCCCUCUACGACCCGGACCAGUCCACGUUCAUCAGUGAAAACUACCUAAUUCGCUGGGGCAGCAAUGGAAUGCCCAAGGAGAUCGAGAAGCUUAAUAACCUUCAAGCGGUCUUUACUGACCUCAGUAGCACAGACCUCAUCCGACCCCGCAUCAGCCUCGUGUGCCAAAUUGUCCGGGUUGGCCACAUGGAGCUGAAGGAGGGCAAAAAGCACACAUGUGGACUACGAAGACCCUUUGGAGUAGCAGUGAUGGAUAUUACCGAUAUCAUACAUGGGAAGGUGGAUGAUGAAGAAAAGCAACAUUUUAUUCCCUUUCAGCAAAUUGCCAUGGAAACCUAUAUCCGGCAGAGGCAGCUAAUCAUGUCGCCCCUGAUAACAUCCCAUGUGAUUGGGGAGAAUGAGCCACUCACUUCAGUCUUGAAUAAAGUGAUAGCAGCCAAGGAAGUGAAUCACAAAGGACAAGGACUUUGGGUGUCCUUGAAGCUCCUGCCGGGGGACCUCACACAGGUUCAGAAAAACUUUUCCCACUUGGUGGAUAGAUCCACAGCAAUCGCCCGGAAAAUGGGCUUUCCUGAAAUAAUCCUUCCAGGAGAUGUUCGGAAUGAUAUUUACGUCACCCUGAUCCAUGGGGAGUUUGACAAAGGGAAAAAGAAGACGCCGAAGAACGUGGAGGUGACCAUGUCUGUGUUUGAUGAGGAGGGCAGGCUCUUGGAGAAAGCAAUUCAUCCUGGUGCUGGAUACGAAGGCAUUUCCGAGUACAAAUCAGUGGUCUAUUACCAAGUCAAGCAGCCCUGCUGGUAUGAGACUGUCAAGGUAUCCAUUGCUAUAGAAGAAGUUGCUCGCUGCCAUAUAAGAUUUACCUUCCGACACCGGUCAUCUCAGGAAUCCAGAGAUAAAUCGGAGCGAGCCUUCGGGGUGGCCUUCGUGAAGCUGAUGAACCCGGACGGCACCACCCUGCAGGACGGGAGGCAUGAUCUGGUGCUUUAUAAGGGUGACAACAAGAAAAUGGAAGAUGCUAAAUUCUACCUGACCCUGCCUGGAACCAAAGUGGAGAUGGAAGAAAAGGAGCUCCAGGCAUCCAAAACCCCAGGCAACUUUACGCCAAACAAGGAUAGCACGAAAGAUAGCUUUCAGAUCGCCACCCUCAUCUGCUCCACAAAGCUCACUCAGAACGUUGACCUGUUAGGCUUGUUAAAUUGGCGUUCGAACCCUCAGAACAUUAAACACAACUUAAAGAAGUUAAUGGAGGUGGAUGGAGGAGAAAUUGUUAAGUUUUUGCAAGAUACGCUAGAUGCACUUUUUAACAUAAUGAUGGAAAUGUCCGACGAUGAAGCAUAUGACUUCCUUGUGUUUGAUGCACUGGUGUUUAUUAUUUCACUGAUAGGCGACAUCAAGUUCCAGCAUUUCAAUCCCGUCCUGGAGACCUACAUCUACAAGCACUUCAGUGCCACUCUGGCCUAUGUGAAACUCUCCAAGGUACUGAACUUUUACGUGGCGAAUGCAGAUGACUCCAGCAAGACGGAAUUGCGUUUCGCUGCUUUGAAAGCCUUAAAGUACUUGUUUAGGUUCAUCAUCCAAUCUAGAGUGCUCUACUUGAGAUUUUAUGGCCAAAGUGAAGAUGGAGAUGAAUUUAGUAAUUCAAUCCGCCAGUUAUUUCUCGCUUUCAAUAUGCUGAUGGACAGGCCUCUGGAGGAAGCUGUCAAGAUCAAGGGGGCAGCCUUGAAGUACCUUCCUAGCAUCAUUAAUGACGUCAAACUUGUGUUCGAUCCAGUAGAGCUCAGCGUACUCUUCUGCAAGUUCAUUCAGAGCAUCCCUGACAACCAGUUAGUGCGCCAGAAACUGAACUGCAUGACCAAGAUAGUAGAGAGCAAUCUUUUCCGGCAGUCGGAGUGCAGAGACGUGUUGUUGCCUCUGCUGAUAGACCAGCUCAGCGGCCAAUUAGACGACAACUCCAGCAAGCCUGACCAUGAGGCCAGCUCGCAGCUUCUGAGCUACCUCCUGGAAGUUCUGGACAGGAAGGAUGUGGGUCCCACGGCGCUGCACGUACAGCUGAUAAUGGAACGGCUGCUGCGAAGGAUCAACCGGACCGUGAUUGGGAUGAGCCGACAGUCUCCCCACAUCGGGAGUUUCAUUGCUUGCAUGAUUGCCAUCCUGCGGCAGAUGGAUGAGAGCCACUACAGCCACUACAUCAGCACUUUCAAGACCAGACAAGACAUUAUUGACUUCCUCAUGGAAACUUUUAUCAUGUUUAAGGAUCUAAUUGGAAAGAACGUCUACGCCAAAGACUGGAUGGUCAUGAAUAUGACACAGAACAGGGUUUUCCUCCGUGCCAUAAAUCAGUUUGCUGAGGUUCUCACAAGAUUCUUCAUGGAUCAGGCAAGCUUUGAACUUCAGCUCUGGAACAAUUACUUCCAUUUGGCAGUCGCUUUUCUCACCCAUGAGUCCCUUCAGCUUGAAACCUUCUCACAAGCCAAGCGCAACAAAAUUGUAAAAAAAUACGGGGACAUGAGAAAGGAAAUCGGCUUUAGGAUCCGGGACAUGUGGUAUAACCUGGGUCCCCACAAAAUCAAAUUCAUCCCAUCCAUGGUGGGUCCCAUUCUGGAGGUCACACUGACCCCCGAAGUAGAGCUCCGGAAAGCCACCAUCCCCAUUUUCUUUGAUAUGAUGCAGUGUGAGUUCAAUUUCAGUGGAAAUGGCAAUUUCCAUAUGUUUGAGAAUGAGUUGAUCACAAAGCUGGACCAAGAGGUGGAAGGGGGAAGAGGAGAUGAACAAUACAAGGUCCUUCUGGAAAAACUGCUUCUAGAACAUUGCCGGAAACAUAAAUACCUCUCCAGCUCCGGAGAAGUAUUCGCGCUCCUGGUCAGCAGCCUCUUAGAGAAUCUCUUGGACUACAGAACCAUUAUCAUGCAUGACGAGAGCAAGGAAAACCGCAUGAGCUGUACCGUUAACGUGCUGAAUUUUUACAAAGAAAAGAAGAGAGAGGACAUCUACAUAAGAUACUUGUAUAAGCUGCGGGAUUUGCACCGGGACUGUGAGAACUACACCGAAGCUGCCUACACACUCCUCCUACACGCUGAGCUCCUGCAGUGGUCUGACAAGCCCUGUGUACCCCAUUUGCUUCAGAGGGACACUUACUAUGUGUAUACCCAGCAAGAGCUUAAAGAGAAGCUGUAUCAAGAAAUCAUAUCGUAUUUUGACAAAGGCAAGAUGUGGGAGAAGGCAAUCAAGCUGAGCAAAGAGUUGGCUGAGAAUUAUGAGAGCAAAGUAUUCGACUACGAGGGCCUGGGUGAUCUCCUGAAAAAAAGAGCCUCAUUUUAUGAGAACAUCAUUAAGGCAAUGAGGCCUCAGCCUGAAUACUUUGCUGUUGGCUACUACGGACAGGGCUUUCCUUCUUUCCUACGGAACAAGAUCUUCAUCUACCGGGGGAAGGAGUACGAGAGGCGAGAAGACUUCAGCCUGCGGCUGCUGACCCAGUUUCCCAACGCCGAGAAGAUGGCCAGCACCACGCCCCCAGGAGAGGACAUCAAGUCCUCCCCCAAGCAGCACAUGCAGUGUUUCACCGUAAAGCCAGUGAUGAGCCUGCCGCCCAGCUACAAAGAUAAACCAGUUCCAGAGCAGAUCUUAAACUACUACAGAGCCAAUGAAGUACAGCAGUUCAGAUAUUCUCGGCCGUUCCGGAAAGGAGAAAAGGAUCCCGACAAUGAGUUUGCUACCAUGUGGAUUGAAAGGACCACGUAUACGACUGCCUAUACCUUCCCUGGGAUUCUCAAGUGGUUUGAAGUCAAACAGAUUUCAACAGAAGAAAUCAGUCCUCUGGAGAAUGCCAUUGAAACCAUGGAGCUCACCAAUGAGAAGAUCAGCAACUGUGUCCAGCAGCACGCCUGGGACCGGUCCCUCUCCGUGCAUCCCCUCUCCAUGCUGCUCAGUGGCAUCGUGGACCCGGCUGUCAUGGGGGGCUACUCCAACUAUGAGAAGGCUUUUUUUACAGAAAAGUACUUGCAGGAGCAUCCUGAAGACCAGGAGAAGAUCGAGCUGCUAAAGCGACUAAUAGCGUUGCAGAUGCCUCUGCUGACAGAGGGGAUCCGCAUCCAUGGGGAGAAGCUGACGGAGCAGCUGAAGCCACUGCACGACCGGUUGUCUUCUUGCUUCCGGGAACUCAAGGAGAAAGUGGAAAAGCUCUAUGGGGUUAUAACACUGCCGCCCAACUUGACGGAGAGGAAGCAAAACCGCACAGGGUCUAUGGUGCUCCCCUACAUCAUGUCGUCCACACUGCGGAGAUUGUCCAUCACCUCGGUGACGUCCUCUGUGAUCUCCAGCUCUUCUAACUCAUCUGAUAAUGCUCCUUCCAGACCAGGAUCUGAUGGGUCCAUCCUGGAGCCCCUUUUGGAGCGCAGGGCCUCGUCAGGGGCCAGAGUGGAAGAUCUGUCCCUCAAAGAGGACAGUGAGAACCGGAUGAGCAAGUUCAAGAGAAAAGACUGGAGUCUGAGCAAAUCCCAGGUCAUCGCAGAGAAAGCAUCAGAACCUGAUCUGAUGAGCCCAGCCAGAAAAGCACAAAGGCCAAAGAGUCUCCAGCUGUCGGACAAUCGGCUGACACCGUUUCAUGGCUCUUCCCCGCCUCAGUCAACACCCCUGAGCCCACCCCCGCUCACUCCUAAAGCGACCAGGACCCUGAGCUCUCCAUCUUUGCAGACAGACGGGCUGAUGAUGGCUACAGUCCCACCUCCCCCUCCACCCAAAAGCAAGCCCUACGAGAGCAGCCAGAGGAACUCCACAGAGAUUGCAGCCCCACUGCCUGUCCUAAGAGAAGCCAAAGCCCCGCCCCCUCCACCUCCAAAAGCUCGGAAGUCGGGCAUCCUUUCUUCUGAACCUGGAUCCCAGUAAGGAUCUUGUCCUCUCUCUGGAACUCUGAUGCCUGGGAGCUGGCCUCGCGGAGGCAGUGUCCUCAUGGGUCCCCUGCUGGCUGCCUCUCCUCAUCUGGGGUUGAGGUUCACCUGCUCAAAACUGGUUUCAUUCUUUAGAAAGCUUUUCUUUGAUCGAUGCCCGAGGCCACGCCAUAUCUCCUCCAGUCCAUGAGGAAUCCCGGAAUCGGCCGUGCCCCGUGUUUCUCCCUCACCAUUAUUACAUUUCAGCCUCUAGCACAGUGCCACUGGGGUCUACGAAAGCCUGGAUAACUUCAUCAGUGGUGGUGGGAAAACCCCAGUAACCUAUUCCUUGGAGGAAUUUUUUGCUUUGCUUCUGAAAAGCUGUGCUUAAGACGUAGUUUUCUCACGUGGACAUACCUUGUUCCAUACAACAUAUUGGAAGAGACCAACAUCAAGUACUUUGGUAGCUGGAAUCAUCUAUCUUUCUGAGGUCUCCUGUGUCUCCUCUGUGGAAAAGAACAUCUUUUUAAUGGAAAUCGGCUGCUUUCAAGUAUGAAUGGCUAUCAUUAUCGAAAGAACAUGGACUCAGUCGUGAGCCCUGAGCACCUGUGUCCCCCCACCCAUCUGUGACAUGGAAAAGCUUCCCUCCUUCCCCCGGCCCCGCGCCAGGAGUUCCCUCACACUCCCGACUAAUGGUCCUAACUGCAUGGCAGUCACUCCUUCCUACCAUGGACUCCUGAGGCUCUGUCUUUUGCACACAGUUUCUUGUCCUGUUACCUCCUCUGAGCUCAAAUCACUGGAUAUAAGGGACUUAGAAGUCCGGAUUGAACUGCUUCUCUUCCACAUCCCAUUGGAAUGGCUCGGCAGCCCCUGUCUGCAACCUGAUUUUACCUUGGAGAAUACAGUGCAAUAUCUCGCUUUGAUUAUUUAUUCCUCUUGAUUGUGGAAUUAAUUUGAUGACAUGUUCAUGGUACUCAUGUCAAUCCUCUUUUCAGAAGAGAAAGUGUGGGGUGCUUCAGAAGAUCAAAUAUUACCACCAGAUACACAAAUAGCCACACAAAGUUAUAGACCUUUUGAGCUGGAAGGGCCUUAAAGCUCAUAGAGACACCCUCCCCCCCUCAUUUUGUAGAUAAGGAAAUUGAGGCUAAACACAGAAAAUCCUACUACAGAUUCUUUCUAAGAACCCAGCUUGUGCAUUGAGGUUAUACCCAGAUAAUGUCUCUAGAAGACAGCCCUGACAAAUUCUUCAAUCCCUACCCCUAGUUGGGACAACAGUGGAAAUGUCCCAGAUGUUUCUAUACUGUUUGGGUGUUUAUGGCAAAAUAGAAACCUUUUUCACUGCGGAUGCCCUGGGUCAACCUGUGGGUAUGCUCACGGGGGGCUCUUCCACAGCCUGGCCAGGUCCCCUUUCCUUCGAGGUAGACAAGAAAGAGAGAGAGAUUUCACGGCUGAGAAUUUGGGUUUGCUUGCCUUGCGUCUUCGUGUGUCGGUCUCACCCCUUUUAGGAGAGCCAUGUGAAUUCAUCACAGGGUCAGGGAAGUAAAAACCUCUGAGAUGUGUCCAGGGUUACUCAAGACAUGAGUGUGCGUAUUUAAAAGUGCCGCGUUCUUUCCUUCGCUCCACGCAGGAGCACCUUCAGUGUGACGAAAUGGGAAGAAACCCAGGCUCUGGAAGUAGCCUGUUGGGGUUUGAAUCAACCCAGCUAUGUGCUCUCUCAGCUUUGCAAACUCCCCCAAAUUCUUUGAAAUUGUCUUGAGUUUUCAUGUCUUCACCUUUCAAAGUGGGAACCAUCCCUACCAUGCAAGCUGCCUUGGGGUUCAAGUGAGACCAAAUACGUGAAGUAAGUCCUCACGAAAUGUGCCUUUCUUGUCUCUGCCGGGCCUGGGUAAGAUCUGGAACUCUCCACGAGCAUGAUUGAUGUUCCUUUUUUUUUUCAAAGAUAAUUUGGAAGGUGGGUGCAAGUUAGUUCUGCACGCAACAGUCCCUUUCCAAAAGGUGGCCUCUUAUAUAAUUAUGUAUGACUAGAGACAAAGUGUUAAUAAGACCUGGAGUGGGGGACUUCCCUGUCAGUCCAGUGGUUAAGACUCCAUGCUUCCAGUGCAGGGGGUGUGGGUUCGAUCCCUGGUCGGGGAACUAAGAUCCCACAUGCGGUGCAGCUCGGCCAAAAAAAAAAAAAAAAAAGACCUGGAGGGGAUUUUAAGUGGUAAGAAAAGAGCAGGAAGGGACAAUGUCUGCAGGGCUGACAUGGUGCCUGGAGCAGCUUCUGAGAAGUUGCUGGGCAGACUGGCUGGAGGGGAUUCGUGGGUUUCACCCUGCUUUCCAGGCUGCCGUUAAAACAGAAGGACGUAAACUAGGUCACAGAAGAAACAAACCUGAAGCCUGUCCCUUCCGAGCUGUAGGGAUGAGUUGUGAGCCUGGUCUUUGGUCAGAGGCUGGGGACAUCGGAUACACCGGUGCCCAAAUAUCUUCCCUUUUUUAACGUAACAUUUUCCCAUAGGAUUCCCUUUCCACAUCCAUGGAAAUCCUAGAUCUCUCCUGCCUGAGUACAAAGGAUUCCAGGUAAUGUUGUGAAUAGUAGGUCACAGGGGACACUGGACAGUUCAUCUCCUUGGGAAACUAUUAGGUCAGAAAGAGUUAUAUUUGACAAAAGAUCCUAAGGAAUGUCUGUCCUGAAGUCAAAGAGGAAAACUGCAAAGAAAUGCCUUAGGAUUACCUUAAAUGUAGGAGAGAUGAGGGGCAGGGCAUAAAAAAAGAAACAACUGGUCUUUAUAUUCCUUGAUAAGACCUGUGAAGUAUUGAAGUAACCCCCAAAUUGUCACAACUUUUGUGGAUGUUGGUUUAUGGGAUUUUUUUUUUUUAAUCCUUUUUUUUCCUCUCUGUCCUGGUGACUUGUCUUGCUUUGAGAUUUUUUUUUUUCAAGAAUUGUUUUCGUUCAACAUAUAUUAAGCUCUUACUGAAUGCCAGGCACCUUCCUAGACCCCCAGGCUGUGGCGAUCCAGUGUGUUCUAAGGGAACAGCCCCGGGAUAUAAGGACUGCGGUGUGCCGUUGGAUUGGCAAGAGAGUGGGGUUAGAGGAAAGGGAAACCCUAAAUCGGGCUGCUGGGCCAUGGGUUCCCUCCCCCACCUCCACCUUCAUGCCUCGAUUCCAGAAUUACAGUCAUUUUCCCCUGUCAGACCCCUUAGAAACAACUGCCACCCUCAGAUCCCUAAGGCAAAAACCAGCGAUAAAGCAGGAUCUGAGGUAACAAUCUCUCAUGGCUAACUCUUCCCAAGCUUCAAGGGUCCCGCCCCUCUGCUUGCCCCCAGAUCGUGGGGUGAUUUCUUGUUUUAAAAUUAAGACAUAACUGGGACUUCCCUGGUGGACCAGUGGUUAAGACUCCGCACUUCCACUGCAGGGGGCACAGGUUCGAUCCCUGGUCAGGGAACUAAGAUCCCGCAAGCCACAGGGCACAGCCAAAAAAAUUAAGACAUAACUUACAUAGUGUUAAGGGCACAAAUCUUAGUGAUUAGGUGGAUGCACUUUUACAGUAGUGUCUACCCAUGUCACCGCCUCUCAGAUCCACAGGCUACUCCCAGCCCCACAGAAGUUUCCCUCGUGUCAUGCUGUCAUUUUAUAAAAGGUAUUUAGAAGGCCCUUCAAUAUGUACUUCCCUUCCUCUCACUUCUCAGCUAUAAUGAAAAGGGGAGGAAAACCCCACCAUCAACACAAGACAAGACCGUGAAGGGUGUACCUUUCGGCAGGUCAAUUUGUAGUCAGUCCCCGGACCUCAGUUUCCUCAUGAAAUCAUAUAUAUCUGAGGUUACAUGAUUUUUAGAAUCCUUUUAGCCCUAGCUUUUAUUCCAAGUGAAUGAAAAAGAGAGUCAGAAGAAACCUAAGUUUCUCUUCAAAGGCUUUUAGGUCCAUACUCCAUGACUAAGUGGGAUUCUGAAAUGAAAUUGGAAAAGGUAAGUUGCUCUUUGGGUGGGUUGAGAAUGGAACCAUCAGUUCUAAUCUACAAAAGGAAAAGGUUUUCCUUUCAAGUUGAUGACUUCAGGCUGACUCCUGCAGUCUGGCCAAGGCUCGUCUCCUUUAUGUGCUGCCCAGAUUCAUCCAGUAGUGAAAUUGUGUGAGUUGUUCACCCAAACUUUGUCAAAAGCUCCGUUGCCUUGAUGUUGUAAACUAGUCGGAUUUCAAACAUGAACGGUUAAGAAGACGUGCGUUGAAGUAGAAGAAUUUUGUUCACAUUUGCUGUUAUUUAUUUUUUAAAUUAAAAAUGAAACUGUAUUUUAAA